UUCUGUUGCAACUUGCCAACUGCAUGGCCAUGGCCCUUGGCAUGGGUGGCACGGGUCUUUCAGAAAGCAUCCUUCACACGGAAGGCGUUGAGAGGGAGGCGAUCUAGCCAGCAUUGAGGAGGGCAAGGGACGAAUAAUAUUUUGGCAGGUCUCCGGCGGGUGAUUAUUUGAGUGAGUAGGCACAAAGUAAGACGUUCUUGAUCAGUUAUGCAUGCACUUUGAGUCACUGGACGAGCUCUAAACAAGGCCACAAUGUUCAUCAAGUCGGCCCUCGUGGUGGCACUUGCGGCAAGCUUUGGAAACUACCUGCAGGGUUAUGACUCUGGUUGCAUUGCUGGUGCCCUUCUAUACAUUCAGCCGGCCUUGCACUUAGAGGACAAUCCAAGCCUUGCUGGGGCCAUAGUCUCGGCCACUCUUGUAGGCGGGGUGGUGUCCACACUCUUUGCGGGACCUUCUUCUGAUAAGUUCGGGCGGAAGAGGCUUCUGCAAGUGUGUGCUGCAGUCUACUUUCUUGGGGCUUGUGUCUCGGGUUGGUCGCCCAAUGUUUGGGUCCUCAUAGCAGGCCGAGCAAUCAUUGGUCUUGCUAUUGGGAUUGUGGCAAGCAUUGUAGGCGUUUACGUGGCCGAGUGCGCCUCAGCUUCCGAAAGGGGCCGUCUCACGACUUUUGGCCAGCUUAUGGGCAGCACAGGCAUGGUGCUCAGCCAAUGUGUCACGUUCUACUUCUCCCUGGCUCCUUUAACUGACGUGAAGUGGCGUCUCAUGCUGGGCUUCAGUGCGGUUCCGGCAUCCUUCUUCUUUGCUCUGGCUUAUCUUCUACCUGAGAGCCCUCGCUGGCUUGCUUCGAAGGGACGCCUCAUUGAGGCCCGCCACAUCUUCCAGCAUCUCCGUGGCCGGGAGGACGUCAGCGACGAGCUCGGUCUCGUCAUUGAAAACAUGGAGGUCGGGCCCAGCCCCCUGGAAGAGUGGCUCAUCAAACCAGAGGACGUCAAGCCGUCCGGCCUCGCCACGCCCAUGACCCCCGGCAGCGGAACCACCAAAUCUCUCGGCGUGUCUAUCCCUCUGGUCGAUGAAGAAGUCGCCGCCAUCCAGGCCCUCGAGGAGGCGCGAGCGCGCGCCGCGUUUCUGGCCAUCGCAGAAGGCAGAGAGCUGUCGUACCGCGCGCCCUUGGAAGCCGUGUUCGAAGACAUCGAGAAGGGAGUGGCGGCGGGCCAGCACACCGAGGCGACGUCGGUGCCGGCGACCCCCAUCUUCGAGCAGACGACGAUCCUGUCGGUGGACUGGUCCGCCGUGCAGGGGUCACCGCAUGGGACGCCUCAACGAACGCCAAGACGUCAAUCAGCCGCAAACGUGUUUGGUUCGGAGCCAGAAGACUGGAAGGAGGGGCGGUCUCAUCUCAGCCAUGCUCAUAGCGGCAUGUCCUCAGAGAGCGCUCGCCAGCCCGGCGUUGCAGGCCGCCUUCAGCGCCUCCUAAGCGAUUCGGACCGCCACACCGCAAACUGGGCCAGCGGCGAACUAGACGAGGCCGACAUCUUCAACCAGGAGGAGCGGCUGACCGCCUCCAGGCGCUUCCGCGACUCUCCCGCCGACUCCGGCCGAGACACGCCUCAGAAGAUCACGCCCCAAAAGUCCGGAAAAGAGACGCCAGGCCUCCCGCGGCCGGAGAAGAAGCCGCUGUCUCGACAGGACAGCGCGCGAGAUGCGCCCGACGCGCCCGCGCCCGCAGCGCGCCAGCUGUCGGAGCUGCUGCAGGCCAAGUCGCAGGCCGUGCGGGGUGACGUGGCGGACAAGCUCAACAAGCUGCCAACCGUCGUGGUGCACCAGGUUCCCAGCUACUCCGACCUGGCCGUCGAGCAAGACGUCUCCGCCGAGGACCUCAAACCCCCCCUCUCCGAAGCCCCCCCCGACGACGAGUUCCACUGCAAGGAGUGCGAGACCGGCGCGGCGCACCACCACGGGCUGGACACCGCGACCGACGACACCCCGCUUCUCCCCGACCUCAAAACCGGCCAGAAUAUCGAGGUUGUCGAAGCCAUAGCGGUCGGUGAGAAUACGCUCGUGCUCGGAGUGGAUUCACACGACCAGGAGGUGCUGCUGCAGAAGCUGGGCCCGACCGCGGCGGCCGCGGUUCCGGCGGAAGUGCUGGACACGGAGCCGGACCUGGGGACGGACCUGUUCGAGCCCGGGGUGCAGCGCGCGCUGCUCGUCGGCGUCGGCCUGCAGGCGUUCCAGCAGCUGUGCGGCAUCAACGCCGUGCUGUACUUCACGCCCACCAUCCUCAAGGACGCGGGCGUGGGCGCCUUCUUCGAGCACGCGCUCGGCGUCGGCCCCGAGUCCGCGUCCAUCCUCGCCACGGGCCUCACCUACGUCGUCAUGAUCCCCGCCAUUCUGCGCGCCAUGGUGCUCAUGGACAGCUCCGGCCGGCGGACCCUGCUCCUGGGCACUAUCCCCGUGCUUACAAUCUCCGUUGCCGUGCUGGCGGUCUCGACCGGGCUGCUCCCGGCGGGGAACCUCCGGGCGGGGCUGGCGGUGUGCAGCAUCGCGGUAUACUGCUGCGCGUUUGUUAUGGGGUUGGGGCCGGUGCCUACGACGCUGUGCUCAGAGAUCUUCCCCACCCGCGUCCGUGGCGUCUGCAUCGGCAUCUCCAUCGCUGCUCAGUGGUUCUUCAACUUCGUCGUCAGCCAGUCCUUCCCUAUCCUGAAAGUGGCCAUCGGCCUACCGUCCGUCUUCGGCAUCUAUUCUGCCAUCUGCGCAACGGCGUAUGCCUUCGUCUACGUGCUGGUGCCGGAGACCAAGGGGCUGUCGAUGGAGGCCGUUUGCGAGUAUUUCUCCAAAGCUGCCAAGGGCGAGUUGAAGGGCCGGAAGCAGGCAGUGCACAAGUCGGGGGACCUGGUGACGCCGUUGCUGCAAUAGCCCGGCCAACUCCAGGCCCGCUAUCCUAAAUGGCUUGCAAUCGAGGACAGUGCACUCCGGUGCCGUUUAGACAAUAAGAAAAGCUCUACAGAUAAUCUUAACAGCAUCAUAUUGCUAUGUUUCGCGGCCCGAUUUGCAGGUAAACACGCAAUAGUAGGAAGGCAAAUUGCAAGUGCUAGCGCAAGCUUCUUCUCUAAACUUGGUAUGUCUCCUCCAGGUUGCUCUUGUAUAGACUGAUAGGUACAGUACGGCAUUAUAGGUACGGUACGGCAUAAAGCCAAGUUGUUCGCAAAAAAAUGCUGCACAUAGAUAGACUCGUUCUUGGCAUUUUCAGGGGUCCGACAGCCAUCGGCACUUGAGAAAAUGUAAUUUCAGUUGCUUGGCAGGGCUCUCGCAUGCGACAGCGUUUUGUAGUACAUAUUACUUUUUUCAAUC
Molecule: messenger RNA, 3345 nt
Organism: Klebsormidium nitens
Lineage: Eukaryota; Viridiplantae; Streptophyta; Klebsormidiophyceae; Klebsormidiales; Klebsormidiaceae
Source: the annotation of a GenBank genome assembly